Molecule: messenger RNA, 171 nt
Organism: Plasmopara halstedii
Lineage: Eukaryota; Oomycota; Peronosporomycetes; Peronosporales; Peronosporaceae
Exons: 2
Coding region: 1-171 (56 amino acids)
Source: RefSeq, a predicted model, not a curated record
AUGAGACGUGGAGUGGUGGCCUUCGUAGCUAUUAAGGAGAUCCUUGUGGCGCCCCUGAUAAGGCCCUUCCGAGUCGAUAUCAGCCUGGAAAAAUAUAUGCUGGAUUGGCUGAAUGUGGUGGCGGGUGCGAUUUCGCACCGUCUCGACUAUGGUGACGACACCAAUCGAUAA